AUGAAAAUACGAAAAGUUAGAAGAAGUAAGAAGUUCCAAUAUAAUAAAAAUCGAAAGCGAGUUUUCAAGAAAAGGCAAUCGCUAGGAAAAAUUAAGGAAACUGAUGUUAAACAAUAUUGGGAUGAUAAAAAAGCGGCGACCACUAAUAUUAAGGACAUGGGCUUAGCAAUAGAUCCUAAUCGGAGCGUACCUAUACCAAAUUUUAAGCAAGAACGAUUGAAAAUCGUGAAAAUGGUAAACGACUAUGAUGAUGAAGAAGAUAAUGAGGAAAACAGAAAACCACGCAAACCAAGGAAAGCAUUUGUAGCUGAAAAAUUAGAAGAAGAAGCAAAAGCCCCUAGGGUUUCACAAUUUAGACUUCCAAAAGGGCACAUUAAGGAACUAAUCUAUUUUUUGGAUAAGUACAAGUUGGAUUAUAAUGCUAUGGUACGAGAUAGAAGAAACUUUUAUCAACUUACAGCUAAACAAUUUCGAUCAAGAAUCAAAAAAUUUAUGUCUAUACCAGAACAGUUUAAUGAAUUUUUAGCUGAACGGAAUAUUCAACCGGAAGAAUUCGAUUGGGAAGAAACUUUAAAUUUAGAACAAUGAAAUAUACUUCAUUUUAGUAUAUAAAAGAUUUUUUUAAUAUUUUUUUUUUUAUAAAAUUUGUUUUAAUUUUAAAACAAAAAUACACGUAUAUAACAGUAUAA
This is a messenger RNA of Condylostylus longicornis, 689 nucleotides long. Its product is annotated as nucleolar protein 16. Gene Ontology annotation, biological process: ribosomal large subunit biogenesis. The transcript has 3 exons. The coding region runs from base 1 to 588 and encodes 195 amino acids. The record is from RefSeq and is a predicted model, not a curated record. Gene Ontology annotation, cellular component: nucleolus. NCBI's taxonomy places the organism in Eukaryota, Metazoa, Arthropoda, Insecta, Diptera, Dolichopodidae.